Molecule: messenger RNA, 2013 nt
Organism: Pseudocercospora fijiensis CIRAD86
Lineage: Eukaryota; Fungi; Ascomycota; Dothideomycetes; Mycosphaerellales; Mycosphaerellaceae
Exons: 4
Coding region: 1-2013 (670 amino acids)
Source: RefSeq, a predicted model, not a curated record
AUGCUUCCCGUCUAUAACGUGCGUAACUUUGCAGUAGCUUUCAAAAUUCUUGACCUUCAAAGUUCUUGGACCUUCAAUUUGGAAACGAACGAUGAUCAUCUGCCAGAGGGCGACGUAUUCGAAGAACUAGUCUGUGGCUUACAUACUCUCAACUCAAACCAAGGCACGAGUAAAUCUCGCGUUGGCCCGGCACCAAGUUGUACCCAAGCCACGGUUACAGGCGAGUACUGCAGCAAGGAGAUCAGCAGGUUUCUGCUGAGCAAUUCGCUGGCUCGGAUAUCUAGAACUUUUGCGGGCUGGACCGUCACAACGCUGUCCGACAACUCCACUGCCACCGUGUGGCCUCCUGAUCGCAGCUUUGCACCAGGUUGCACAAUGGGCUGCCAACAAUGUCGCAUUACUGGAAGCUCGGUCGAGCUCUUCUGGUGGCCGCCUCAGACUGCCGCUGAUGAUGGGUUGCCCGUCACUGCGGUCGGGUUUGGCACCACCUUCACCAGUCCCACGGUUUACAUCUCGUUUGACACGCUCUUCGCUUCCGACUCCUGCAGUGGCGUGGGCAAGACGUAUUCAAGCACGAUCCUCGCCAUCCCAAACUCCCGGGACAUCUCCAGUCUGUGGGGGAUGAGCCUGGUCAAUGGUCUACAGAGCACAGCUGCUUUCAACUACACCGAUUUACUGCACACCGAUCCCGUGCCAACCAGUAUCUUCAACCGACAGCCGAGAUGCGUGUCAUCAUGGUGGUGGCAGAGCACGAUCGCCGGUCCGAUCGACGAGUACGACUGCGCUCGAGAUUAUCCUUGGAGGCCAAUCCUCGCUCUUCCUCGUGAAGUGCAAGCCAUCGACCCAGAAUGGGCGAAUUGCGUCGGAGGCAUCGAAGGAGUUUACGAUCCACCCAUCGCUCUCACAUCCGCUCAAAGCGCUUUCAAGCCAACACUUCCGCACGAAAUUCCUCCAUCAACUACAGAAUCCGCGGCCCCCAAAUCGGCGCACGAAUCUCCGCCUGUUCAAACGAAUCCCCCCAAGUUCACCUUCGAUCCCAUCACGACUGCGGAUCCACCAAGGCAGAAAACACACGCCAAACCACAGAAUUCCGAGCCCCCGCCGCAACAUCAAGAUCCAGAUACUCCUCAAUCCCAUCACCACCCCAGCGACUCAUCACCAUCAUCACCCAUCUCCAAAACCCUCCUCUCCCUCAACGACAUAAACCCCACAGCCCCACACCUCCACCCCUCCGAGAUCGCCGAACAACCUCCAACUCAGAGCCAAACCACCACGAGCCAACCCCCAGUCCCCGAAUCCGCCAUCGUCGUAAACGCACACACGGCACGCUUCGCAUCCCAAGUGAGCCCGGAACCUUUGCCUUUGAUAGAAAUCCACCUGGGUUCUGAAAUUCUCACUGCAAAACCAAGAGGGCCCGGGACGCCUGGAGGUGCCGUUACGGUGGAGGGGUAUACGAUUCGUGCGGGAAGGGGGAGUAGAACCCAAGCCAAGCUCACGUUGGGCUCCCAAGUCCUCACCGCUGCGCCUUUGCCUUCUGACGAGGUGCUGGUGAAUGGGCAUACACUGUCUUUGGGGCAGGGGAUCGAGGUUUUUGGGCAGGGUUUUACGGCUGUGCGGGAGGGGGAUGGGAAGACGGCGACGUUUGAGGUCCAGGAGGUGUGGGAUGGGAGACAGAAGGGUUCUGAAACUCAUCGCGAAAACGUAAUAGCGACGUCGAGUAUGAAGGUGUCUUCUACGCACUCGGUCGAUGCAGCUACCACGAACUCCAACGGUUCGAGCAGAAAUUGGAAAGGAGGCUCUAGUGUUGGGUGGAUGAUGGCCGUUCUUGCGAUGUAUAUGUACGGAUUCCCCAGUGGUCACCCACCUGAGUACUACUACCUAUGGCCGUAUGUACUUGGUACCGAUUUCUGUGCGAUUAUAUCGCCUCACUACCUGAUAACCGACUUCCCGCAAGACUGCAGGCGAAGCAAGCAACUGUUACGAAAUACCUUGGAUGAGAUUCGUAAAGCCUAG